Messenger RNA from Abrus precatorius (Indian licorice), 1605 nucleotides. Its product is annotated as ERBB-3 BINDING PROTEIN 1. The transcript has 10 exons. Bases 209 to 1393 code for a protein of 394 amino acids. NCBI's taxonomy places the organism in Eukaryota, Viridiplantae, Streptophyta, Magnoliopsida, Fabales, Fabaceae. The record is from RefSeq and is a predicted model, not a curated record.
ACGGCCAAGUUUGUAUUUUUGCAACGAAAAUGAAAAAUCCUAUAUAAGCCAAAGCCUAUCUCUGUGGCUGUAACCCUAAUUGCACCGAGCCACCUAUUGGGUCUACACUCUUUCUUCAUUUCAUUUCUAAAACCCUUUCUCUUCUUCAUACCCUUCAACCAAAUCCAACCUCUUCACUAAGUGACAGGGACUUAAGAGUCGAGCUACCAUGUCGGAUGAUGAAAGGGAGGAGAAGGAGUUGGAUCUCUCUUCUCCUGAAGUUGUCACCAAAUAUAAGACUGCAGCUGAGAUCGUUAACAAGGCCUUGAAGUUGGUCAUUUCAGAAUGUAAACCGAAGGCAAAAAUUGUGGACAUUUGUGAAAAGGGGGAUUCUUAUAUUAGAGAGCAAACUGGUAAUGUGUACAAGAAUGUGAAGAGGAAGAUUGAGAGGGGUGUUGCUUUUCCAACAUGCAUAUCUGUGAACAACACAGUCUGCCAUUUCUCUCCACUAGCCAGUGAUGAGACAGUGUUGGAAGAAGGUGAUAUAUUGAAAAUUGAUAUGGCUUGUCAUAUAGAUGGUUUCAUUGCUGCCGUGGCUCACACCCAUGUUCUUCAGGAAGGUCCUGUUACAGGAAGGGCAGCUGAUGUCAUUGCUGCUGCAAACACUGCUGCUGAGGUGGCCUUGAGGCUUGUAAGGCCAGGAAAGAAGAACAAGGAUGUAACUGAUGCAAUUCAAAAGGUUGCUGCUGCCUAUGAUUGUAAAAUUGUUGAGGGUGUUCUUAGCCACCAAAUGAAGCAGUUUGUUAUUGACGGGAAUAAAGUUGUGCUUAGUUUGUCUAAUCCGGACACAAGGGUUGAUGAGGCAGAAUUUGAGGAAAAUGAAAUCUAUGCUAUUGAUAUAGUAACCAGCACAGGGGAUGGCAAGCCUAAGCUGUUGGAUGAGAAGCAGACUACUAUUUAUAAAAGGGCUGUUGACAAGAAUUAUCACUUGAAGAUGAAAGCAUCUAGGUUCAUUUUCAGUGAAAUAGGCCAAAAGUUUCCAAUCAUGCCAUUCUCUGCAAGGGCUUUGGAAGAGAAAAGAGCUCGUCUCGGUUUAGUGGAAUGUGUCAACCAUGAGCUCUUGCAGCCAUAUCCUGUUCUGCAUGAAAAGCCUGGUGAUUUUGUUGCACACAUCAAAUUCACUGUCUUGCUAAUGCCAAAUGGAUCUGAUCGAAUCACAUCUCAUCCUCUCCAAGAGUUACAGCCCACAAAAACUAUAGAUGAUCCUGAUAUUAAGGCCUGGCUUGCCUUGGGUACAAAGACAAAGAAGAAGGGUGGUGGAAAGAAGAAAAAAGGUAAGAAAGGGGACAAAGCAGAUGAGUCAGCUGAAGCUGAGCCUAUGGACUCAACAAACGGGGCCACACCCCAAGAUUGAGUUAACAUACCCCUUUCUUUUCCCCAUCAAAAGGCUUUUCAUUUCAUUUUCAACACCCUUUUCAAUUUUGGUACAUUGUUCACCAAAUUGUAUUUUGCUUGGAUAUGAAUUUUAGUAUAGUGUUCAGACAUCGAUUCUAAUAGCAAUUUUCAUAUGCAUAUUCGACGCAUAUAUCAACUUCUAGAAAGUAAAAAUGGUUGCUUGGAAAUGUU